AUGGUUGUCUCUGGUUCUGCAUGCAAGGCAUUUUCCUUCAUCCUGCACUACUUCUCACUAGCAAUGAUGUUUUGGAUGCUCGUCGAGGGUGUACACCUCUAUCGUCAGAUCAUCCAAGUUUUUUACUCUGGUAAUCCUCGAACUUGGGUUUAUGGAAUCUUAGGAUGGGGUGGUCCAGCCGUGAUACUCAUCAUAACUGGAGGCGUAAACCAUCAAAGCUAUGGCUAUGAACGAAGUUGCUGGCUGAAUCCAACAGAUGGGACAAUCUGGGCAUUCACCGGCCCGGCUAUAGCAAUCGUACUCGUCAACGUAGUUAUUCUCCUACUGGUUGUAAAGACAGUUGUAUCUGCAUCUCGAGGUCAACUUGACAACGAUAAGAUCAAGCAAAUCAAAGCUGGACUUCGGAGCACUUUGUUGCUCUUCCCCUUGCUUGGUAUCGCUUGGUUAUUGACACCUGUAGUGGCAGUUUUCCCUCACGUCAAGGCGUUGGAAUACACCUUCAACCUGCUCAAUUCUCUUCAGGGGUUCUUCGUCGCAUGGCUCUAUUGCUUUCUCAAUUCGGAGGUUCGAAACGCCAUCAGAGAACAUGUUCGCAAAUCUCGUGAAAGCAGGGCUUCGAUCACCAAUCCCAGUACAGUUUCAACAACUGAAGGAAGUGCAGCUAAGCCUGGUAUGAGGUUGAUCCGAGUCGCUCCAGCUCCAGUAGGUCCAACACAAAACCAAGCCGUUGUCUCUAGUCACUCAACCUAAGGCCUAAGCAGUAACACCAC
Molecule: messenger RNA, 770 nt
Organism: Strongylocentrotus purpuratus (purple sea urchin)
Lineage: Eukaryota; Metazoa; Echinodermata; Echinoidea; Camarodonta; Strongylocentrotidae
Product: adhesion G-protein coupled receptor D1-like
Exons: 9
Coding region: 1-750 (249 amino acids)
Biological process (GO): adenylate cyclase-activating G protein-coupled receptor signaling pathway; cell surface receptor signaling pathway
Cellular component (GO): membrane
Molecular function (GO): G protein-coupled receptor activity
Source: RefSeq, a predicted model, not a curated record